GAGGAGGGAACCGAAGCAGGAAGGAAGACAGCAGGCUGUGAAUGCUAACAAGCCCGUGGUAAUACUGCUCCGUAGGUAGGCUUUGAUAAUACAUAUUGCAAUGGAGAUGAACGACGACCACUAUUGAAGACCUACUAUGCGCCAGGCCGCGUCUCCUCUGUGCGCGUGCAGCAGCCGCCGUCGUCGGUGCGUUUGAUGUGAAAACCGUCUUUUCCACUGAGUGAAAUGUAUCGCGACUGCUUGGGAUUCACAUUCUGACAAUGGAGAUUGAAAAUAUCGUGGCCAACACGGUUCUCCUGAAGGCAAGAGAAGGUGGCGGAGGGAAGAGGAAUGGCCGGAGUAAGAAGUGGAAGGAGAUGCUCAAACUUCCUCACAUCAGCCAGUGUGAGGAGCUACGUCGCACUAUUGAGAGGGACUACACCAGUUUAUGUGAGAAGCAGCCCAUUGGCCGGCUGUUGUUUCGUCAGUACUGUGACACAAGGCCAGAACUCAAACGCUGCAUUGAGUUCAUGGAUGCUGUGGCCAUGUACCAACUAGCCCCUGAUGAGAAGAGGAGGGACUGCGGACUGAAUGUUUUAGACACAUACUUUAAUAAUGGGUCAGCGGCCCAUUUGCCCGACAUACCGCAGGACGUGGUAGCCGCGUGCCGGGAAAGAUUAGAGCAGAGUCCGUGUAAGGAGCUCUUCAAUGACUGCACCAAAAUAGUUCGUGAUUAUUUGAGUGGAGCUCCAUUUUCCUCUUACCAGGAGUCCAUGUACUUCUCUCGCUUCCUGCAGUGGAAAUGGUUGGAAAGGCAACCAGUAACCAAAAAUACCUUCAGACAUUAUAGAGUACUAGGAAAAGGUGGCUUUGGCGAGGUUUGUGCCUGCCAAGUGCGUGCCACUGGUAAGAUGUACGCCUGCAAAAAGCUGGAGAAGAAACGAGUGAAGAAAAGAAAAGGGGAAGCAAUGGCAUUAAAUGAAAAACGCAUUUUAGAAAAAGUCAACAGUAGUUUUGUAGUUAGUCUAGCCUAUGCCUAUGAGACCAAGGAUGCGUUGUGCCUGGUGUUAACAAUAAUGAACGGUGGUGACUUGAAGUUUCACAUUUAUAACAUGGGGAACUCUGGGUUUGACGAGCAGCGAGCCAUUUUUUAUGCCGCUGAGAUCUGCUGUGGCCUCGAGGACCUGCACCGUGAGCGGAUAGUUUACAGGGAUUUGAAACCAGAAAACAUCCUUCUUGAUGAUCGCGGUCAUAUUCGUAUCUCUGACCUGGGGCUUGCAGUUCAAAUCCCAGAAGGGGAGACGAUACGAGGGAGAGUCGGCACUGUUGGAUACAUGGCUCCAGAGGUGAUUCAAAAUGAGAGCUACACCUUCAGUCCGGACUGGUGGGGUCUGGGAUGUUUGAUCUUUGAGAUGAUCCAGGGCCAGUCGCCUUUUCGAAAGCGUAAGGAACGUGUGAAAAGGGAGGAAGUGGACCGACGAGUGCGCGAAGACCAGGAGGAAUACUCCGAUAAGUUUUCUGAGGAAGCAAAGGACAUCUGCAGACAGCUCUUGGCUAAAGACCCCAAGGAGCGGCUCGGCUGUCAGGGUCAAGGGGCCUCAGAGGUCAAGCAGCACCCCAUCUUCAGGAACAUCAACUUCAAACGACUGGAGGCCAACAUGCUGGACCCUCCCUUCAUUCCUGAUCCACGAGCCGUUUAUUGUAAAGAUGUUCUGGACAUUGAACAGUUUUCUACUGUCAAAGGUGUGAACCUUGACCCCACUGACGAUGAUUUCUAUCACAAGUUUGUCACAGGCAGUGUCUCCAUCCCCUGGCAAAAUGAGAUGAUAGAGAUGGAGUGCUUCAAAGAAAUUAAUGUUUAUGAGACUGAUGGGGUGCUGUGUGCGGAUUUGGAUGUGAAUCGACCCAACCCUCCACCAAAGAGAGGCUUCUUCUAUCGCCUGUUUAGAAGAGAGGCAAGUGCUAGUGCUCCGGCUACUGUGCGAGGGGGUGGGGGCUAAGGUCUGUUUUAAAGGGGGCUAUAGUGAAGACGAAACCGAGGAGCCCUCACGACUCUAAACCACUCCUUCCACCUGCCUCAUCCCCCUCACACCGCUGAACAUCACAUCAAACUCCAACCGAGCGCAGAUUUUAGGAACUCAGUGAAUGUUGACCUGUAUUUAUGAGCUGUAUUAAAAGUGUAUUAUAAUUAAAGAAAAAAGUAUGAGUUUAAAGAUUUUGUACAUUUGUACUUGAAUUUAUGUCUAGAUGUAUAUUUUCACUAAAGGUUGUAUUGUACAAAAAGCCAUAAAAGUACCACUUGAAUGCAUACAUUUUAUUUUUUUUCUUUUUAUUUUUUAUUGGAAUGAGUAUGGACAAUAUGUAUUGGGAUUUUUUUAAAAGCACAGUACUAGUAGUCAUUUUAUUUUUCCAAUGUAGCAUACGGCUUUUUUGUAUGCGCCUUUUGUCUCAUUAAUUUGCAUUGGGCUGUGUAAUUUGUUUUGGGAAAAUUGGAUAUACAAAGUGCUAAUUUCAUCCCCUUAUAGACCUAGAUAGAGUUAAAUGAAGCUUGUAGACCCAGGUGAAAAGGGAUAAAAUGCAAAUUCUCUAAAAACAGAAUAUUUGACUCCAAUGAUGGUUUCAGUGAUUAUAAAUCUAUUUAGAUUUUGAUGUUCUCCACAAAGGCAGACUUGUAGAUGUGCGAAUACUCAUCCCCUGACCUCGAGCUUAGGGAAAAGUUUUCCUGUGAGAAUGAGAAUUAUUUGGAUUGUGAAAAUCUUUUUUUUUUUUUUUUUAACAAAUGAAUCUAUUCACAGCCUGAUUUAAAUUAUGUGAUAUUUAUCCCCUUAUGCCUCUAGUUUAUAUUCAGUUUUUACCUGUGGCUUUAACUGUGUUCAUUUUAAAUAUUUUCAAGUAAUCACACCCUUGAUCCUAAACGUUGUUCUCUAUAGAAUUGACUUGAGGCUUAGGCAAAGUGUAGAAUGGGAGUAGAGUUAACAUCAUCUGUGUACAGGAAUACUCAACCACUUCAAAUCCCUAUAUGUUGUGCACUUUUGUUUUUUUUAACAUGGAGAACAUUUUCAUGUAUUUUUAUUAGUCAGUUUUAGCCAAAUUUCAUGAUUUAUUUUCAUUAUUUGACUUUUGACACAGGCAUUUAUGCUUUAAAUCAUGCUUAAAGGCAGUCACUGUUUACGCCACACCAAUACUGUGAAUACCCGAUUUGGAUACAUUUGCUUUGUGUAUGUAUAGAUGAAUUGUAUAAAAUGCAGCUUUUGUUAAGUCCAGUGCAUUGAAUUAUUUUAAUGUGCUAUCUGAAUGAAAAUUAACCAGAUAGAGUCUUUGAUUGUACAGAUGCGCAUUGUCUGCAUUUUGUUGUCAAUAUGAUAAAGGAAUUUAACUGAGCAGAAAUUUAUACAAGCUAUUUAUAACGAUGCAUUCAUUGAGGUACGGUGUUAGUUGCCCAUAGAGUACAGAUUUUCGGUCUAGAUUUUUAUCCCAUAUUACACAUUCCAUUGGCAUAACUGGGGCUCUUAACUUUCUCCAUUAAGCGGUCACCAUCAUGUCAUUAAUAUGUUUUAGGUGAUUGGUUAUUUGUUGUCAUGCUCUGGCACAUUUUAUGCUUUUUUUCUUCACAAUGUAGAUUUAGUGCAUUAACUUUUAGCCUCAAAACCUUGUAAAUGAUGUAUUUCUAACACAGCCGUAACACUCAUCGCCUUCAAAGUUAACCGUGUUUUCCACCCAUGCCUGUCACUGUUCAGAGAAACAAUUCUCAAUCCAUCAGUAAAUAUCUGUUUUAUUGCACUAUGGUGUGUAUGGACAAUGAUGAUAGGAAGUGUCUUUAACUUUUUCCAAUGAUACCAAAAGCACCAUUGAGUUAAUUAAACUUGUUUUGUCUAAAAGAAAGACAGCCUUCAUUGUAUGUGCCAAUUACCAUGUUAAGUUUUGAUACCAUGAGUUUUUCAGUUCUCCAUAAUUCCGUCCACUCAGUAAAUCCAUUAACAUAAAUGAUUUUUGAAAAGUUUUGAAUGUCGCACUAAGUGCAUUGUAAUGCCUGUUUUAAAUACAUACAUUUUAGUACUGAAGCAUGUAUUGGUUUGUAAUACUUCAGGUUCCUUGUAUAUGUUAUGAUGACCUUCUAGUGCCAACAUAUCUCACUGGUAUCUGAAGACGACUUUAUAAAUGGCAAGGUGACCAGCUGAGUUGUUUACCCUGUUUGAAUAUAUGUCUGCAUCCUUCACUGGGGGAUGUCAAAACGAUGUUGUACAACACAGAUUAACAAGUCUAUGGACCGGGGGCAUUGCCGUCAGUAUUCAAACAGGGUCAGGGAUCUCUUGUUUUUCUUUUCUUUUUUUUUUUUUUUAUAAAUAUAUAAAUAUAUAUAAAUAAAUAUAUAUCUGUACAGUCAUGUCUUUCAACCACUGCAGUCAUUGUUAAUUCUUGUACAUGUUGUAUCACUGGUUGUUGUACCAUAUCAGACAUUUGUAAUUAUGAAAUAAUACACUGCCAUUUGUAUAAAA
Periophthalmus magnuspinnatus is the source of this 4475-nucleotide messenger RNA. It is a transcript of the gene grk4, whose product is annotated as G protein-coupled receptor kinase 4. Bases 261 to 1979 code for a protein of 572 amino acids. The record is from RefSeq and is a predicted model, not a curated record. The transcript is spliced from 16 exons. Lineage: Eukaryota; Metazoa; Chordata; Actinopteri; Gobiiformes; Gobiidae. Gene Ontology annotation, molecular function: G protein-coupled receptor kinase activity; ATP binding. Gene Ontology annotation, biological process: signal transduction; regulation of signal transduction; protein phosphorylation. Gene Ontology annotation, cellular component: cytoplasm.